AGGCAUUAUUACAGACUGCUAAGUACGGUGCUAUCAAAAGGACCCAAACAACAUGUACCGGAAAUUUUGAGAGAAUGAAGUAAACAUUGGAGUUAACGCUCAAAUUAUCUGACUUCCUGCUAUUUCAGACUCCUCAGAGUGGAUAAAAUGAAUAACAUGUCACCUGAGGUUGCACUGCACCGCAUCUCACCUGAAUUGCGGCCCUUGCUGUGUAGCGUGGUGAGGAACGGCCGUGUGGGACUGGACUCCACAAACUGUCUCCGUGUCACAGACCUCAAAACUGGAUGUACUACUCUGACUCCUGGUCCUUGCUGUGAUCGCUUCAAACUUCACAUCCCCUAUGCUGGAGAAACCCUGAAAUGGGAUAUCAUAUUCAAUGCACAGUAUCCAGAAUUGCCUCCAGAUUUUAUUUUUGGAGAAGAUGCUGAGUUUCUCCCUGAACCCUCAGAACUACCGCACUUGGUCCAGUGGGACGCAGGGAACCCUGAAUGUUUGCUCCAGCUGGUGAAGGAACUUAUCCAGCAGUACCACCACUACCAAUGCCAGCGUCUGCGUGAGAGCUCCAGGCUCCUAUUUGAGUAUGACAGCCUGCUGGAGGAUCCCAACUACGGCCACAACAUGGAGAUUUAUGCCGGACGCAAGAACAGUUGGACUGGAGAGUUUUCAGCCCGUUUCCUUCUUAAACUCCCUGUGGACUUCAGCAACAUCCCCGUUUAUCUCCUUAAGGACACGGCUCUGGACCCUGGAGAGGAUGUGGCGCUUCUCUCAGUGAGCUUUGAGGAUGCCGAGGCCACCCAAGUAUUUCCUAAACUCUACCUUUCCCCCAGCAUUGAACAUGCUCUGGGAGGCUCCUCAGCACUUCAUAUCCCAGCAUUCCCCAGUGGAGGAUGCCUAAUUGACUAUGUCCCUCAAGUGUGCCAGUUACUCACCAACAAGGUGCAGUAUGUCAUCCAAGGCUAUCACAAGAGGAGAGAGUACAUCGCCGCCUUCCUCAGCCACUUUGGAAUGGGGGUGGUGGAGUAUGAUGCCGAGGGAUUCACAAAACUCACCCUUCUACUCAUGUGGAAAGACUUUUGCUUUCUAGUGCACGUGGAUCUUCCGCUGUACUUCCCCAGGGACCAGCCCACCCUCACCUUCCAGUCUGUGUACCACUUCACCAACAGCGGUCAGCUCUAUUCUCAGGUGCAGAAGUCAUAUCCCUAUAGCCCGCGCUGGGACGGCAACGAGAUGGCCAAGAGGGCAAAGGCAUACUUCAAGAGCUUCAUCCCUCAAUUCCAAGAGGGAGCCUUUGCCAACGGGAAACUCUAGUGCUCUCUAGCUUCCUUGCCUGGAGAGCUGCCUGUGGUAGUGUGUAUGUGAGGGUGUGUUUGUGCAUGCUACUGUGUACCUUUUAGAUGAGUAUGCACAGACUUACAGUACAGUGCAUCUCACAAAUGAACAGUACGGUGAGAAUGACAGUGUGCGUAUUCGUACACAGACUGUGAAUUCCACAUUGAUUGCCUUGAAGUUGUUGCCUCUUAGUCAGUACUUUCACCUCUUAUUAUACUUGCAGAGAGAAGCCACUUUGCUGAAGAGGUUUAGUUGCCCAGGCACUGCAACAUGCUAUAGCUAAAAACUUGCUGUAACGAUGACUGAUUAUCAGUAUUGCUAGCACAGUAAUUGGCCUUUAUUUUGAAAAGAAACUCCAUACUCUGUCAGGAAAUUAAUUUGACAUCCUGUACUGUACAAUCUGUCUGUCCAAACUUACAGUCAAUAGUCUUGUUUCAUUGUGUUGUGCCCAUGACGCUUGGCUUCAAGCAGUCAAAACACAAAUUUUCAGGCUCACAACACUCCAUCCAGAGGUUCCGUGCUGUGAACAGAUACACCGAUCAGCCACAACAUUAAAAAAUGGUGUAUUUGUUGAUAUGUAAAACAUAUGUAAACUACUAACUACACAAAGAGCUGUAGGGAGGAUGUAAAAUACAUUUUUUUUACUGUUUGUUUGCCUUUGUUAUUCACAUGAUUGUCAAGUUUGGCUCACUGUAGAUGUUUAAAUGGUCUCCAACUUGCCUUUUGAUUGUUAAAAUUCUGUAUGUUUUCUUUGACUGUUUGAAGCCUUGUCAAGUCUUUUACUGACAAGUGGACAGUACUGUAAGAUAAUAUGUUUUGUCAAAAUAAAGUAAAGAAGUGU
This is a messenger RNA of Xiphias gladius (swordfish), 2170 nucleotides long. RefSeq names its product BRISC and BRCA1 A complex member 2 (gene babam2). The record is from RefSeq and is a predicted model, not a curated record. Gene Ontology annotation, biological process: double-strand break repair. The transcript is spliced from 12 exons. NCBI's taxonomy places the organism in Eukaryota, Metazoa, Chordata, Actinopteri, Istiophoriformes, Xiphiidae. Gene Ontology annotation, cellular component: BRCA1-A complex; BRISC complex. Bases 148 to 1308 code for a protein of 386 amino acids.